Messenger RNA from Perca fluviatilis (European perch), 1460 nucleotides. RefSeq lists its product as uncharacterized. The transcript has 6 exons. The coding region runs from base 217 to 771 and encodes 184 amino acids. The record is from RefSeq and is a predicted model, not a curated record. Gene Ontology annotation, cellular component: mitochondrial envelope; nucleus; mitochondrial outer membrane. Gene Ontology annotation, biological process: mitochondrial outer membrane permeabilization; positive regulation of apoptotic process. NCBI's taxonomy places the organism in Eukaryota, Metazoa, Chordata, Actinopteri, Perciformes, Percidae.
UUAGUGCAGCAUCGUUGCCCAGUGUCUUUUUUAGACAACAACAAACACAAGACUUGAUUGAGAGAAAAGCGUACAGGGCAGAAACCCAUUUGCACCUGCUAGUCCUUCUCGGCCAGUGUCAGCAUCUCUCCGCACUCUCUCUCCAUCCAGACCCCGGCGUUCAAGCAUGUCUCUGUCCGGCUCGCAGACACCAGAGGACGGACUCCACGGUGAGUGAUGGUGGUACAUGGACCAGCAGGCCGUUUGUUUUGCUGUUAUAUCAUGACGUGCUCCUGGGUCGAGCUGGAGGAGCUGAUCGCAGCCGUGAGCCGCAGGGAGAGUCUGACAGGGCCACAGGACAGCAUCUCGUCCACCCUGCAGGGGGAGCUGGAGAGGAUCCUUCUGGAGGCACAGAUGGAGUGUGAGAGGAGUAGAGACAGUCCUCCACAGGUGGGGACUCCACAGUCCACUGGUUCCCCAAGACCCACUAGUGAGCAAGACAGUGACUGUAUCACCAUACAGGAGGAAGCUGAGCGGCGAGUGGACCCUGACUGGGUGUGGGACUGGUCCAGUAGACCUGAAAACAUGCCACCAAAAGAGUUUGUGUUUCAGCACCCGAAGCAGCAGGGCUCUCUCAGCUUGAGGAAGACAGAGGUGAUGAAGAGAGGAAUCUUCUCUUCCGACGUUCUCCUCAUCCUUGUUCCCUCCCUGCUGGCUUCACACCUGCUCACACUUGGAGUCGGGAUCUACAUAGGAAAGCGAUUGGCCGCUUCUACAACCAGCACGCUGUGACGUCGGCUGUAGCCCAGUGCCCCCAUUCGCUAACAGUCUGGCCAUUAAGGUCACACUGUUACUGCACUAAUUUGCCUCCUUCCUUCUUCGUCAUAGGGCAACCAUAGGACCCUGCCCGUCUGUACCUCUGUCUCUCUCUUCAUCUGUCUACCCAGCAGCACUCUGCCAGACUGUGCAUGCCGUAGGGCUUGCAGAGCAGAUGGAUGUUGACCAAUGAGUCAGACUGAGGUCACUUUUACUCUCCCUGAGAGUAAUACUGAGCUCAACCAGCUAAAGCAUAAUCAGAGAGGAGAGAUUGCCCUGCUUCAAGAGAAAGGAGAGAAAGAGAGUGUUACCCUGCUAGAACAAGAAAUCCUUUUGAUAGGAGGAGAUGAAAACGGUUAUAUGGGAACAGUGUGUUCGGAAUGAAAUGAGAAAGAUAAUAUGUGGUAGCCUUUCGCCCAAAACUUUGAAAAAGCAAAAUGUCUGUCAUUUGUCAAAAGUAAUGACCCUUUAUAACACUGAGCUGAGAGUAGCCCUUGUUUGUUUUUUUCUGCUCUGAUGGUGUAACUAAUGUAAAGAGUUUUAGUUGGCUGAGUGAAUGUAGGAGUAGCUCUGGUUGUGCUUUUUGUCCCAUAAACUAAUUAAAUAUUUGACCUCCGAAAAAGACAGUCAUGAUCCCAUUAAACUUCACUCCUAAAAACCUUUAA